Messenger RNA from Carya illinoinensis, 2461 nucleotides. RefSeq names its product ultraviolet-B receptor UVR8. The coding region runs from base 552 to 2156 and encodes 534 amino acids. Lineage: Eukaryota; Viridiplantae; Streptophyta; Magnoliopsida; Fagales; Juglandaceae. The record is from RefSeq and is a predicted model, not a curated record. The transcript is spliced from 8 exons.
ACCACCUAGGAGACACCUGGCCUCAUCGCUUUAGAAAACGUAUUAGAUUUAUAUAGAAGAAGGGAUACACGGCACAACCUCCCGUAGGAAAGUAAAAAAUUAGAAGAAAAAAGGAAAAAAAGAGAUCAAAUUUGUUCAUUCUCUCCCAAAAUUCCCUUCUUUUUCUUCUCAAUUCCUUUGGAACAUCUCAGUGCCCCCAAAUUCAUAUUCCGUUUUUCUAAGACAAUAGAGCUCUGAUCAGACACCCACUUUCUAUCUCUUUCCAAACUGAUCUACAAUUUUCUGUUUUGAAUAAGAAAAAGGUGAAAUUCUGUGCAAUUGUUGACGGAUGCAGAUGGCUUUUGAGGAAUCCUGGGUUUCUCUGAUAUUUGAUCAAGUUUAAUGGUCAAUUGGAUAUUCCGAUGGAUGUGAUGAUCUGGGUAUGCUAAAAGGAUCGACUUUCUGGGUUCAGUCUAUGUUUGAGAGUUGAAGUUUGCUGAUCAAUACAUAUUUCAAGCAAUUUUCAUAUAUUCGUCUACCAUAUUUGGGCACUGCAAACUGCGGCAUUGCCCAUGGACGCCACAACUAGUGGAACCCCAACUAUUCAAUACCAUAACAUUCCCGAUCAGCCAAUUACUGCUAUUGUUGCCACAUCGGUACCGGCAUUUCAACGACAGCAACGCCAUUGCUUUGGGGAUUCCAUACCAGGAGAAUUCCCCUUGUCUGCCAAUCCCUCCAUUGUUCUUCAUGUCCUUACAGCAUGUCAUUUGGAUCCUCAAGAUCUUGCAAAACUAGAGGCAACAUGCUCCUUCUUUAGGCAGCCAGCAAACUUUGCUCCCGACUUAGAGUUGUCCUUAUCAGAGCUUGCUGCUCUGGACAUGUGCCAAAAGAGGGCCAUAUUUAAGCCAAUGACAACAGAAGAACGCCAAGAGUUGAAGCAAAGAUGCGGGGGCUCGUGGAAACUGGUCCUGCGGUUUUUGCUGGCUGGAGAAGCAUGUUGCAGGAGGGAGAAAUCCCAGGCAAUAGCAGGGCCUGGUCAUAGUAUUGCUGUGACGUCAAGCGGAGUUGUAUACUCAUUCGGCUCCAACAAUUCAGGACAGCUUGGACAUGGCACCACUGAAGAGGAAUGGCGGCCUCAGCCAAUCAGAUCCUUGCAAGGCAUACGGAUUAUCCAAGCAGCUGCUGGGGCUGGCAGGACAAUGCUGAUCAGUGAUGCAGGACAGGUUUAUGCCUUUGGAAAGGACUCCUUUGGCGAAGCCGAGUAUGGAGUUCAAGGAGCUAAAUUGGUUACAACUCCACAGCUGGUUGAAUCUUUGAAAAACAUAUAUGUGGUCCAAGCUGCAAUUGGAAAUUUCUUCACGGCUGUCCUGUCUAGAGAAGGCAGGGUUUAUACAUUUUCCUGGGGCAACGAUUCCAGACUUGGUCACCAGACUGACCCAAAUGAUUUGGAGCCUCAUCCUUUGUUGGGGGCACUAGAAAACAUACCAGUCGUACAAAUAGCAGCUGGAUACUGCUAUCUUCUUGCUCUAGCUUGUCAACCUAGUGGCAUGUCUGUUUACUCUGUUGGGUGCGGCUUGGGUGGGAAGCUUGGACAUGGUUCAAGAACAGAUGAGAAGAACCCCCGAUUGAUUGAACAGUUUCAGGUUUUGAACCUUCAGCCCAUGGUGGUUGCAGCUGGUGCUUGGCAUGCCGCUGUGGUUGGCCAGGAUGGACGGGUCUGCACAUGGGGUUGGGGGCGUUAUGGUUGCUUAGGUCAUGGGAAUGAAGAGUGUGAAUCAGUUCCUAAGGUUGUGGAAGCCCUGGGCAAGGUGAAAGCAGUGCAUGUUGCUACAGGGGAUUACACAACCUUUGUGGUGUCUGAUGAUGGUGAUGUGUACUCAUUUGGCUGUGGAGAAUCCUCCAGUCUCGGACAUAAUACCGGUGCUGAUGGACAGGGGAACAGGCAUGCAAAUUUAUUAAGUCCAGAGCUUGUAACAUCUUUGAAGCAAGUUAAUGAGCGUGUAGUACAGAUCAGCCUCACCAAUUCCAUAUAUUGGAAUGCUCACACCUUUGCCCUUACUAAAUCAGGGAAGCUAUAUGCAUUUGGUGCUGGAGAUAAAGGGCAGCUAGGCAUAGAGCUUGUUGCCAACCAGACCGAAAGGGGAUACCCGGAGCUGGUUGAUAUCGAUCUCAGCUAGCCCUUUAUAGCUUUUACCUCCCAUUUAUCAUCUUCCAAUUUAUCAUCAUCAUGCAUCAUGCAUUGCAUUUGGUGUUGAAAUUUCCUUGUUUAUGCUGUAAAUAGAAUCAAAGAAAAAAAAAAAUUGUUAAGGUUCAUGCCUAGUUAACAGAGGCCUAAGCUAACAUUAUGUGGUUGUUGAUAUCUAAAAGACCUUGGCUUGCACAUUUGGCCUCAGGUAGUCUUUGGUUGAAUCAUGAACACUCCAAUCCCCCGGUGGGAAUAUGAAUAGCUCACAUUGAGCUGAUCUGAUCGUUUAUUUAAAAA